UCUAUCAGCUUCAGCUUCAACAUCCUUUAAGCAGGAUGAAUCCCCAAGUUAGCCAAUGGUGUGUCUCAGCCAAGCCUUUUUUUGCUGUAGUGUUCUUGCAGUUUGGUCUUGCAGGAAUGGACAUUCUGUCUAAAGCAGCUCUAAAUCAAGGAAUGAGCAACUAUGUUCUUGUUGUUUACCGCCAUGCAGUUGCUACAAUUGUUAUAGCUCCUUUUGCACUGAUUUUUGACAAGAAGGUCAGACCAAAGAUGACAAUUCCAGUCUUUGCCAAGUUAAUGAUCCUCAGCUUGCUAGAGCCUGUGAUUGAUCAAAACUUAUAUUUCUUGGGAAUGAAGUACACAACAGCAACUUUUGCAGCUGCCAUGUGCAAUAUUCUCCCCGCCAUUACCUUUGUAAUGGCUUGGAUCCUCAGGCUAGAGAAAGUAAGAAUCAAAAGCAUCAGAAGUCAAGCUAAGAUAGUGGGAACCAUAGCAACAGUUGGAGGAGCUAUGAUAAUGACACUAAUAAAAGGCCCAAUUUUGGAGCUAUUUUGGGUUAAAGAAAGAGCAAACAAUCAACAACAAAGAGGUGAAAUCAGCCUUCAAGAUACAAUCAAAGGUUCAAUUAUGAUAACAAUUGGCUGUUUCAGUUGGGCCUGUUUCAUGAUUCUUCAGGCAAUCACUUUGAAAGCUUACCCAGCUGAGCUUUCCCUUACGGCAUGGAUCUGCCUAUUGGGCACUGCGGAGGGCACUGUGGUGGCUUUGGUGAUGGAAAGAGGAAACGCCGCCGUUUGGUCCAUUACUUGGGGAACUAAAUUGCUUGCCGCUGUCUAUAGUGGGAUAUUUUGUUCAGGGCUUGCUUAUUACAUUCAAGGAUUAGUGAUGAAAGAUAAAGGACCUGUGUUUGUGACUGCCUUUAGCCCAUUGAGUAUGGUCAUUGUGGCCAUUAUGAGUUCAUUUAUUUUGGGAGAGCGUCUUUACUUUGGAAGGGUACUUGGAGCUGCUGUGAUAAUUGUUGGACUAUACCUUGUUGUUUGGGGCAAAAACAAAGAUGGGAAUUGUUCCUCAAGUGAAGACUUGAAAUUACCCACACAACAAACAAAAGAAAUAGAAGACAACAAGAUGGAAAGUUUAACAAUUGAAUCAACUAAUUCAGUUGAUCUAAAGAAUAAUAUUGAGCAAAAUUAACUUAAUGAGAUUGAAAGCCAAAAACUUAUAAAAAGCAUUUUAGAUUUU
Molecule: messenger RNA, 1214 nt
Organism: Benincasa hispida (wax gourd)
Lineage: Eukaryota; Viridiplantae; Streptophyta; Magnoliopsida; Cucurbitales; Cucurbitaceae
Product: WAT1-related protein At2g37460
Cellular component (GO): membrane
Molecular function (GO): transmembrane transporter activity
Source: RefSeq, a predicted model, not a curated record